AUGACCGGUCAGACACCAACAAAUGUUACCGGCGGCUGCCUCUGCGGCUCGGUCACGUACACCGUUGCCGGCGGAUUCGGAUUCGGAGUUGUCUGCCACUGCAACAGCUGCCGCAAAUUUACGGGUUCGUCCUUUGGCGCGAACAGCUUAGUCGAGACAAAGAACCUCACGGUUGAAGACCCGGAGAAGAAGAUCAAGGUCUACAAGGCCGGCACAUCCGACUCGGGCAACUCGCUGGAGCGCUCAUUCUGCGGCGCGUGCGGCUCUUCGCUGUUCGUCGUCAGCGAGAAGGACCCCGGCCGGAUAGCCGUCACGUCCGGGACGAUGGAUGACGUGCAGGGCGUGGAGGGGGAUGGCGUCGAGCUGUGGAAGCCAAAGUUGGAGUUCUUCUGUAUUCGCAAGGCGAAGUGGUUGACGACUGUUGGGACUGCGCAAAAAGAUACGAUGUGA
Messenger RNA from Colletotrichum acutatum, 450 nucleotides. Its product is annotated as glutathione-dependent formaldehyde-activating enzyme. The record is from RefSeq and is a predicted model, not a curated record. NCBI's taxonomy places the organism in Eukaryota, Fungi, Ascomycota, Sordariomycetes, Glomerellales, Glomerellaceae. Gene Ontology annotation, molecular function: carbon-sulfur lyase activity. Bases 1 to 450 code for a protein of 149 amino acids. The transcript is spliced from 2 exons.